This is a messenger RNA of Babjeviella inositovora NRRL Y-12698, 970 nucleotides long. Its product is annotated as thiosulfate sulfurtransferase. The transcript has a single exon. Bases 82 to 549 code for a protein of 155 amino acids. Gene Ontology annotation, cellular component: mitochondrion. Gene Ontology annotation, molecular function: thiosulfate-cyanide sulfurtransferase activity. The record is from RefSeq and is a predicted model, not a curated record. NCBI's taxonomy places the organism in Eukaryota, Fungi, Ascomycota, Pichiomycetes, Serinales.
UCUGGCAAGUUCUUAUUGAGAGGGUUGGCCACUCAGACCGCCAGAUCCGCCUUCAUCAGACCGGCUUUCCGCGCCACCCCAAUGACCCCUGUUGCCCGUUCUGUUGCUUCUCGUGCUGCCGUCAGAUCCUACUCUGUUAUCUCUCCUGAAUCUGUUGCAAAGCUCUACAACUUCGAGCAGAUGCAGAAGGUUGUUACCGCUGCCUCUCCAGACGUUGUUUUGGUCGAUGUCCGCGAGCCAUCUGAGUUCGAGGCUGGCCACAUCCCAGGUGCCGUCAACAUCCCAUACAAGAGUUCCCCUGGCGCCUUGGAUUUGAGAGCCGAGGACUUCCAGGAUCUCUUUAACUUUGAUAAGCCAGCUAAGGACAAGGAGUUAAUCUUCUAUUGCCUUGGUGGUGUCAGAUCCUCUGCCGCCGAAGAGUUGGCCAACACCUUUGGUUAUGAAAACAGGGGCAACUAUCUCGGCAGUUUUGAAGAAUGGUCCAGGUUGGGUGGUGAUGUCGUCGCCCCGCAUCCAGUUGAGGCUGAAGAAACCAAGGCCAAGUUGUAAGCACACUGCUCCCCUCCCUCCCCUAAUGUACUUAUCCACAAUCCCCGACAAUUGGCCUUGCCUUUUGCCAUCUGUUAUAAAUAAUUAAUAUCUCUACAAGUAAACCCACCCACCCAGGAAAUUUAAGUGGAUUGUAAAGUAGUAAGAUAGAGAUAUGGCGUAUGGAGUUCUAGAUGUCAAGAUCACUCAUAGAGGAGGUUCUGAGGGAUACCGGGGCUUGUCCGAUAUACUGUGAUUAAAUGUGUGAUCGUAUCAAUCCCUCUGGGAUUCCUGUUUACUUACUUUUAGUGACCAUGCUGGAGUUAUUAGUUUCUUGUUCCUUUCAUUUAAUACUUGAGAGUUGGGUGAGCGCCAAAAGGUCUCGAAGUGGCGCACGCCGCUGUCUCGUGUUUGAUGGCACGCUUAAAUAGAUGUCCUAUCA